Cucurbita moschata (crookneck pumpkin) is the source of this 1778-nucleotide messenger RNA. RefSeq names its product heparan-alpha-glucosaminide N-acetyltransferase-like. The record is from RefSeq and is a predicted model, not a curated record. The transcript is spliced from 13 exons. The coding region runs from base 120 to 1376 and encodes 418 amino acids. NCBI's taxonomy places the organism in Eukaryota, Viridiplantae, Streptophyta, Magnoliopsida, Cucurbitales, Cucurbitaceae.
ACGGCGUUUACCGCGGAGCAUGUUCUUUACCAUGGCUUACAGAUGUUCAUAUUCUUGUGAAUUUGAUCGCUUUGGCCUACUUUCAGUUACUUCGGCCUCCGCGCUUCUUGCCGGAAUCAAUGGCCGAUUCUCAACCGCUGCUGAAGAAUCGACAGGAAUUGCCGGACUCCAGUUGCAAAACUCCGCGCGUUAUCUCACUCGAUGUCUUUCGCGGUCUCAGCGUCUUUAUGAUGAUGUUCGUGGACUACGGUGGCUCUUUUUUACCAGUUAUCGCUCAUUCUCCAUGGAAUGGGCUUCAUUUGGCUGAUUUUGUGAUGCCUUGGUUUCUAUUUAUUGCGGGAGUCUCGCUUGCACUUGUUUAUAAAGAAGUAAAAUGUAAAGUGACUGCUACAAAGAAUGCAGCAUGCAGGGGUCUAUACCUUUUUCUUCUCGGCGUUCUUCUUCAAGGUGGUUACUUUCACGGAAUAACAUCAUUGACAUAUGGUGUUGAUAUGCAAAGGAUAAGGUGGCUUGGCAUUUUGCAGAGAAUAUCUGUUGGAUACUUGAUUGCUGCACUAUGUGAGAUCUGGCUUACUCGUUGUACACGUGAAGAAGCUCAAAAUACUAAGAGUUUCAGCUGGCAUUGGUGUAUCAUAUUUCUUCUGUUGUCAUUGUAUAUGGGACUGUUGUAUGGUUUAUAUGUUCCAGAUUGGGAAUUUAAAAUAUCAACCACGAGCUCUUCAUUUCCACCAAAUGGAAGCUAUGUAUACAUGGUGAAUUGUUCUAUUCGAGGUGAUAUGGGACCUGCUUGUAAUUCUGCUGGGAUGAUUGAUCGUUAUGUUCUUGGUAUUCACCAUUUGUAUACGAAACCUGUCUACAGAAAUCUGAAGGAGUGCAACAUUUCCUCCAGCGGUCAAGUUCCUGAGACUUCACCUUCAUGGUGUCAUGCUCCUUUUGAACCUGAGGGUCUUCUAAGCUCUUUAACAGCGACAGUGGCAUGCAUAAUAGGGCUUCAGUAUGGUCACAUUCUUGCCAAUGUACAGGAUCACAAAAGUCGCACCAAUAACUGGUUCUCGCUCUCUCUUAAGAUCUUGGUGCUCGGAAUAUUCCUCGUCUUCGUAGGUAUCCCUGUAAAUAAGUCCCUCUACACAGUCAGCUAUAUGUUGAUUACUUCAGCGUCAGCAGGAAUACUCUUUUGUGCUCUAUAUAUAUUGGUCGAUGUCCACGGCUAUCGAUGCUUGACAUGUGUUCUGGAGUGGAUGGGGAAGCAUGCUUUGAGUAUUUAUGUUUUAGUAAUCUCCAACAUACUCGUCAUUGGGAUCCAAGGAUUUUACUGGAAAUCUCCUAAAAAUAACAUCGUGCACUGGAUUCUAAGUCGUGUCAAAGCUCAAAGUUGAAAUAAUUCGAGCACCUGUUUAAAGUAUUAUGUGGAGCUGCUAACUUGCUGGGGUUAAUUUUGGAUCAUACUCGAAAUCACCCUGCAAAUAUUAACAAACAAAAAAAGUCUGGCAAGAAGAUAACAGAGCUAUUGCAAGUAAGAUCAUAAACUAAUAUGCAUAACCCCAAUGUUCCCAAGUUUUUAGUUUAGCAUAUAGAUAUGUGUCUAAGAUUUCAGACAUUUGCCUGACACCAAAACUGUAAUUGUUGUUGUAUUAUCUGUGUGAAAUUCCUGGGAUUGAGAAAUUUGUUACUCCUAAUAGAAAUUUUAAGGCAAAACUUUAUCAGCCAUCAAGUUAUUUACUUGGGAGAUUGAACAUUUGAUAGGUGUAAUGAAAUUGUCUGUAUUUGCAAGGAGAAAA